CUCGACACGGCUUCGGUGGCCCAUACUCCGAAGCCAGGUUAUGCUUGACUGUCUCCGAAUCCUGCAUGCGUAGUUCCUUGUACGCUGCAGGGUCGACCACGAUCAAUGAUGGCAUGACCUUCGUAGACCGUAUGGGUCAAAUCUUGGAUUUCUACGGCAUCCAUUUGCCGCCUGCGACUGAACCACAGACAGUGUGACGGUCUGACCAGACCGUUCGACAGCUCUGAUGAGUCCCCUAUUUAGUGGCCGCGAUCGCUGCGUACACGCUCACCGCUUCCUGCCAGAAGCUGUCACUAUGCUGCGUUGCUCGAUCACUCCCAGCCUGAAGCCGUGUAGUUUGAUCAGCGGAGUCAGAUCCGCUUAUCGUUCCGCUAUACAUAAGGACUUCAUGUAGGCUUCGCCGCGUAUUAGAAGGCCUGAUGGAUUCCGCACAUUGGACUGGCCUUGCGAAACUGGGGAUGUACCAUUGGUGCGGUGCGGCUUCUGCAGCAUUGCUCUUCUACGACUAUACGUUGACGUUACCCCGGGAGGUUCGCUGUAUAUGGACGCGCAGUUUCUCGGGCGCGACAUUGCUAUUCCUUGUGAAUCGGUACUUCACGAUGCUCGUCGUAGCUCUGAACAUUUGCAGUCUGGCCUUGUCAGGCAGCUCCGUUUCGUCUAAUCGCCCGGCACACGAGUUCUGCUUUGUGCUGUCAAGAAUCAAUCAGGCCAUGUCCGUAGUCUUCGCCCUCGUCAACGCCGCAUUCCACUCACUAAGAGUAUUUGCAAUCUGUCCCAACAAAAUCCGGAAAAUAGUCUUCAGCGUUGUCUUUGUACUCGAGAUGAUACCUAUUUCUGUCGAUGUGUUCUUCUUCACGAGGAUUGCCGACUUUGGGGCCUCGUAUCUUCCCUUCAAUGGUUGCGAAUUGUCAGGGUUCUCAGACGUCGGAUGGUACUAUCAACGUAUGUAGUGACAGUCGUCCUCAAGUGUGUUGGUGGAGCCCGUUGGCUCAGUUUUCUUUUUAGUGGCCUACGGAAGCCUCGCUGCAGCAAUAGCUGCAGAUUCCGUUGUACUCAUGCUGACAUACUGGAGGACAUCGAACAUUCACCGAGCGCUGCGGAUGCAAGGCAGAAAGCGCAACCUUGCGUCAAUGGUGUUGAAAGAUGG
Messenger RNA from Rhodofomes roseus, 1147 nucleotides. RefSeq lists its product as uncharacterized. Bases 420 to 950 code for a protein of 176 amino acids. NCBI's taxonomy places the organism in Eukaryota, Fungi, Basidiomycota, Agaricomycetes, Polyporales, Fomitopsidaceae. The transcript has 8 exons. The record is from RefSeq and is a predicted model, not a curated record.